Messenger RNA from Meloidogyne enterolobii, 407 nucleotides. The record is from the annotation of a GenBank genome assembly. NCBI's taxonomy places the organism in Eukaryota, Metazoa, Nematoda, Chromadorea, Rhabditida, Meloidogynidae.
CUGAGCUUUUAGAAAAGUCUACCUUGAAUGUCGGAUUUGCUUCUACAGUGUUUACAUAUUCAUUGACAUUAAUGUUUUCUACCUGUGUUAACCAUGGCUGUUCAUAAAUUGACCAAACCUCAUCAGCCAGAGCAAUGUGCAUUCCUUUACAUAUGUGCUUUGGUUCAGUUGUUGGGUUGGCAAUCAGAAUUUUGUUUUCUUUUGCAUUUGGUGUGACCACUGCCUCAAUGAGUGCAAGAUGGUCCUUCUCAAGCCUUUGGUCCAGUGAGUGUACAAGUGCCAACUUUUCUCCACCAUUAGUUUUAAUUUUCACUGAAACAAGUCCGUGUUUUCCUGGUAAAAUUGUUUUAGCUUCAAUAGCUGCUACACGCAUGUUUUUUGACUUUGACUUAUUUUUAUCUGAAUAA